AUGACUCGUGAUCAUGGCAGAGAUAAGGCGUUUCACGAUGGCGGCAGGGUGAGGAUCUCCGUGCAGGAUGCUCAGGAGAGAACAUGGCAUUCUCAAUCUCGAGGGGAGACCGGCGAGCGUUUCGGCGCCUUGGCUGCACUGGUCGUCGUAUCUGUUGGGAAGAGUGCAGCAACCUCGUUGUUAUGUCGGUCUCAACAAGAGAGAGGCGAUGUUGAUACGAGCAGGAAGGGUGUGGUACUGCAUCGAAAGUUUAGUGGUGGGAUUCUGUCAGCCCAUCUGAGGCUGAAGGCAGCAAAUUUCGCUCAGCCACCAGAAGUAUCGCUGGCCUCAACGGAGCUGUUGGUCGUCAAAGCCAGGCCGCGACCCAUGUCCGGGGCACGGUUCGCAUACUUGGUACACGGCAGGCGCGUGCAAUUGCGCACUUGGAACGUUCAGCAACUGCAUCAGGAGAGCGUUUUCCAGCAGAGCAGGCAGCAUGCAAGCAGACCAGGACGCGUUGACACACUCUUGAGUCCCUCGUCGCGCAAGGACGGUCGUCCGACUCUCCACGUCAAGGAAAGUUUGGGGUGCAUUGCGCGGGUUGAGCUCGCUGUGGAGUUCGAGGCUGCGUGGGUCGAGCGCAAGCUGUCGAACUGUAUUUACGACUCGUUUAGAGGGCACAGGCCCACAGAGCAGGGAUCCCGCGAACGAUAG
This is a messenger RNA of Parastagonospora nodorum SN15, 693 nucleotides long. RefSeq lists its product as hypothetical. The transcript has 2 exons. The coding region runs from base 1 to 693 and encodes 230 amino acids. The record is from RefSeq and is a predicted model, not a curated record. Lineage: Eukaryota; Fungi; Ascomycota; Dothideomycetes; Pleosporales; Phaeosphaeriaceae.